Molecule: messenger RNA, 3273 nt
Organism: Epithele typhae
Lineage: Eukaryota; Fungi; Basidiomycota; Agaricomycetes; Polyporales; Epitheliaceae
Product: leucine-tRNA ligase
Exons: 9
Coding region: 1-3273 (1090 amino acids)
Biological process (GO): leucyl-tRNA aminoacylation
Molecular function (GO): leucine-tRNA ligase activity; ATP binding; aminoacyl-tRNA deacylase activity
Source: RefSeq, a predicted model, not a curated record
AUGGCCUCCGCCGCCGCACAAGCCGCCGCGGCCGCGGCCUCCGCCAACACCAUCGAGCUCGCCCAGACCGGGAAGCGCGACGAGAUCCGCGAGCUCGAGCGCAAGUACCAGGCGCGCUGGACGGACGAAAAGCUCUUCGAGGUCGCCGCGCCGUCGCCCGUGGACCUCGAGGGCCUCACCCCCGCGCAGAUCCGCGAGCAGCACCCCAAGUGGUUCGGCAACUUCCCGUUCCCGUACACGAACGGCUCGCUGCACCUCGGCCAUGCGUUCACCAUCUCCAAAAUCGAGUUCGCGGCGGGGUUCCAGCGCAUGCUGGGCAAGCGCGUGCUCUUCCCGCACGGAUUCCACGUCACGGGCAUGCCGAUCAAGUCUGCCGCGGACAAGAUCGUACGCGAGAUUGAGAUGUUCGGAGAGAACUUCGAGGGAUUUGUCCCCGAGGAGGAGCCUGCCGCCAGCAGUUCCACCGCAGACCCCAAGGCGAAGAAGGGCAAGGUCGCCGCCAAGGCCACCGGCCUCCAAUACCAGUUCCAGAUCAUGGAGUCGAUGGGUGUCCCGCGCGAGGAGAUUAAGAAGUUCGCGGAUCCGUACUUCUGGGUGAAGUACUACCCGCCAAUCUGCAUUGAAGACAACAUGCUAUUUGGUUCCCGUAUAGACUGGCGACGAUCAUUCAUCACCACCGACGCGAACCCGUACUACGACUCCUUCGUCCGCUGGCAGAUGAACAGGCUGCACAAGGCCGGCAAAAUCAAGUUCGGUGAACGCUACACGGUUUAUAGUCCGAAGGACGGCCAACCAUGUAUGGACCACGAUCGCUCUGAGGGUGAGGCCCUUGGCCCGACGGAGUAUACUGGUAUCAAAAUGGAGGUCAUCAGCUGGAGUGAGGAGGCUGGCAAGAUUGUAGCCGAGAAGGCUGGUGGUCGGAAGGUUUACCUUGUGGCUGCAACGCUGAGGCCAGAGACCAUGUACGGCCAGACCAACUGCUUCGUGGGCACCCAGAUCAAGUACGGCGUUUUCGCCAUCAACGACAAGGAAGCGUACGUAUGCACGUACCGCGCUGCCCGUAACAUGGCCUUCCAGGGCAUCAUGCCCGCCCGCGGACAGAUCGACCAGCUUGCUGAGAUCGACGGCUCCCUCAUCGUUGGGGCCAAGAUCAAGGCGCCGUUCUCUAUCAACCCCGAGGUCUACGUGCUACCUAUGGAGAACGUCCUCCCGACGAAGGGCACGGGUGUGGUCACCUCCGUCCCCUCCGAUUCCCCCGACGACUUCCAGACACUGACGGACUUGCGGAAGAAGCCCGAGUUCUACAAAAUCGACCCGUCUUGGGCCGCUAUCGACCCAGUCCCAGUGAUUUCGACGCCAACGUACGGAGAGAUGACGGCGCCAGCGGUGAUCAAGCAGCUCAAGAUCCAGUCGCAAAAGGACACAAAGCAGCUUGCGGAGGCGAAGGAGAUCGCGUACAAGGAGGGCUUCUACAGCGGCACGAUGCUCGUCGGCGACUUCAAGGGCAUGUCUGUCCAAGAUGCGAAGCCGCGCGUACGCGAGAAGCUUAUCGACGCCGGGCUCGCGUUCGCAUACGCCGAACCGGAAGGUCUCAUUGUCUCGCGCAGCGCGGACGAGUGUGUCAUUGCGCUCAUGGAUCAGUGGUACUUGGACUACGGAGAGGAGAGCUGGAGAGCGCAAGCUGAAAAGCUUGUCGCGCGCAUGGAGACGUACAACGUCGAGACGCGCAAUGCCUUCGAGGGUGUUCUCGCGUGGCUGAACAAGUGGGCGUGUGCGCGCAGCUACGGCCUCGGCUCGAAAAUUCCUUGGGACCCGACGUUCUUGGUUGAGAGUCUGAGUGACUCGACCAUUUACAUGUCAUAUUACACUGUCGCCCACCUGCUGCAUAGCAAACUCGACGGUAGCGCUCCUGGGCCCCUCGGUAUCACCGCUGGGCAGAUGACGGACGAGGUCUGGGAGUACGUGCUCAACAACGGCCCCUGGCUAGGCGCGAACGCACCCAUCCCCCAGGAGAAGGCCAACGCGCUCAAGCACGAGUUCGAGUACUUCUACCCCUUCGACGUCCGUUCAUCCGGCAAGGACCUGAUCCCGAACCACUUGACGUUCUGCGUGUAUAUUCACGCCGCGCUCUUCCCUGAAGAGAAGUGGCCGCUGAGCAUGCGCACGAACGGACACCUGAUGGUCAACGGCCAGAAGAUGUCGAAGAGCAAGGGCAACUCGAUGACCAUGCGCCAGUGCAUUGAAAAGUUCGGCGCGGACGCGACGAGGCUGUGUCUCGCCGACGCUGGUGACAGCAUCGAAGACGCUAACUUCGACGAGAAGACGGCAAACGCGAACAUCCUGCGUCUGCACACCCUCAUGGCAUGGUGUGACGAAAUGGUCAAGGAGAAGUCAAAGCUCCGCACCGGCGAGAAGAACUACCACGACGUCGUGUUCGAGCACGAAAUCAACGACCUGAUCGUCAAGACCAAAGAACAUUACGCCAACAUGCACUACAAGGAUGCGCUCAAGUUCGGGUUCUACGAGCUUCAGUCCACCCGCGACUGGUACCGUGAGGUCACCUCUGAGGUUGGCAUGCACGCCGACCUUGUAGAGUGGUGGGUCCGCACCGCUGCGCUCCUCGCCGCGCCCAUCGCACCGCAUUUCGCCGAGCACAUCUGGACUGCUGUCCUCAACGAGCCCAAGUCGGUGCAGCUCGCGCGCUGGCCAGAGCCCACCACGCCAGUCGACCAGACGAUCAUCGACUCGGCGAUGUACAUGCGCGGGACGAUCAAGACCAUGCGCGACGCGGAGCUCUCGCUGCUGAAGAAGAUGGGCAAGGGCAAGCAGGGGCAGGCGACGUACGACCCGAAGAAGCCGCGCGCCGUACGCAUCUACGUCACGAGCGCGUUCCCCGACUGGCAGGAGACGUGCGUGCAGAUCGUCAAGGACGCGUACUCGUCGGAGCACGACAAGGUCGACGACGUCAAGGUCCGUGAGCUCCUCACCCAGCGCGGGUUCAUCAAGGACAAGCGCGCGAUGCCGUUCGUCCAGGCGUUCAAGAAACGCAUGACCCAGUUCGGUGCGCAGACGGCGUUCAACCGCUCGGUGCCGUUCUCGGAGAUGAAGGUGCUUCACGAGAUCCUGCCCUACCUCCAGAAGACUCUCGGCCUUCAAGGCGCGGAGGUUCUGCGGGUGGAGGACGUCAAGUCAACCGACCUGAGCACGCUCUCCAAGAUGUUGAUCGAGACUGCAGAGCCUGGCAGCCCCGCCUUCGAAUACUACAACGUCUGA